Penicillium paradoxum is the source of this 2622-nucleotide messenger RNA. RefSeq lists its product as uncharacterized. Gene Ontology annotation, cellular component: cytoplasm; cell division site; plasma membrane. Gene Ontology annotation, biological process: septin cytoskeleton organization. The coding region runs from base 1 to 2622 and encodes 873 amino acids. Lineage: Eukaryota; Fungi; Ascomycota; Eurotiomycetes; Eurotiales; Aspergillaceae. The record is from RefSeq and is a predicted model, not a curated record. The transcript has 9 exons.
AUGGACCUCUCACGGCAAGAGUACCCAACACUGCUGGCCACCCUACAUCCCAGCCAAGCUACAACCGUCUUAAGCGAUCGCAUUCGACUCAUUAACAAGAUCAAUGCGGAUAUCGCGGAUUACCUGCAGGAACGACGUCGCGUCGAAGAUGCAUACGCCCAAGGGCUGCGGAAGCUGGCGCAUCGGCCACUGAUGGACAAUGGAGCUGCUCUGGGUAUCUUCCAGAUCCCCUGGCAACGCAUCAUAAAUGCCACCGAAACGCUCGCUGUGUCGCACGAGACUCUUGCGAACAAGAUUGAGGAGGAUGUCGAGCGACCCCUGAAGGAAUUUGGUAGCAAAAAUGAAGACAUGCAGUCAUUGCCUGGUAUCCAGAGCAGUCUGGCGGGGUUGGCGAAGAAUGUGGAGAAUGCGCAGAAGAAAGUGGACAAGGCCAGAGCGAAGGGUGUCAAGGGUGCAGACAAACUUGCUAGCGAAAUUGCCCAUGCCGAGGAAGUCCAUCAGCAAUGGGAUUCGAGAGCUCCCUCUGUCUUCGAGCAACUUCAAACCGCAGACGAGAGUCGGCUGAAUCACCUUCGGGAUGUGCUAACACAAUUGCAGACCCAUGAAGUGGAUCAAGUUGAGCGCGCCCGACAGGCUGCCGAAAGCUGCUUGAACGUUCUUCUGAAUGUCCCCGGGGCCCCCACCACAGUGAUUCCGAGAAGACAGACGGAGCGGGCGGGAACACCCUCUGCGCCUGAACAGGGACCCGAGCGGGCAGCUACAGUGCCGAUUGAACCUAUUAUGUCCACACCAUCAACAGAGGCACCGCUGCCACCCCCUCCACGUUUCCAGGAUGAUGCUGCAAGCCAGCUAUCAGAGCCAUCCGAGAGACCUUUCGUUCCCCAGUCACCGCCAGUGCCAGAAGCACAGCCACGCCAUACUCCACUAGGAGGAUUGAGGCGGCUUGGUACUGUCAUGAACAGGAGGAAGAGCAUUGCCCUGCCCUCAGGUGGAUUUGAUCGGAAGGCGGAGAAGAAGCGCAGUCCUUUUUCGGCAUUCAAGCGAGCUGACUCUUCUCGCGAUUUGCAAAUACCUGAAUCUCCUCCUGCGACGGCCUCUGAUCGUCCAGGGACAUCUUUCACCGAUCAAUCAUCCUUGCGGAAUCCUAGUGUGUCACAAGAUCGCGCUGGGUUAGAGACUACGACCUCUAUUCCUGAGGCGCAUCCAGAGGCUCCCACAAAUGGAGCUAUUUCUGAAGUCCAAGCUGGAUUCACCAACAACCAUGCCAGUCAGCCACAUGUCGACUCGGAAGGCUUCACGGAGCGCCCUGCAACAAUUGACGAAAUCACUCGUGCCCAGAAUGAAGCAUCAGGCCUAGAUGAGUCUGGUAUGAAUUUGACGAUUCGAGACCAGCCCAUCUUUGAGGAUGAGAGCCAGGCGAAGCAGGCCAUGGAUGAUAUGGCGAACACCCUCCGAAUGCGGGCCCAGCAUACUGGAGUAAGACGCAAUGCAGGCACCAUUCGUGGUCGUCGUGAUGUUCGAAAUACUGUCUUUAUUGCUUCACCUGGUAAUGAGCUCCCACCAUCUUCGGCAGGAUCAGAGUCGCAGCCACCAACCUCGCCAAUCAGGCACAUUACUUCCCCCAGCAUUGCCCCUAGUGUUGCUACAGAUGAUCACGCUAUGUCAGAUACUACGUCUGUUCGCUCCGGGCACACUAUGCAUGGCGCGGGAUCAUCAAUCCAUCCUGAUCUAUAUGAAUCGGGCCUCAAUGCCUCGAUCAUUGAGACCGUCAAUGCAUGGUUCUCCGAUGGCAACGUUACCAAGUCCUUUAUUGUGGGUGAGCUUGCUCUCGCAAACAACCCCACACCUGGUACUGUGGUAGACCACACGCGCAUCCGGCUCGAUAACUUCCAGGUGCUGGAGAAGGUUGCAGCCAACCCCCACUUUGUCCAGGAAGUUUCCAAAGAUGUAGGCGAUGACAAGAGAGGCGAAUACGAUAUUCAGCUCGGCAGCAUCUCCCGCCCGAUGCCAACAGUCGCAUUCAAAUACCAAGUACAUAUCGACCCAACCAACCCCUCGGCCUACUGCCCAGUGAUCUUCAACCCAGUGUGGAACAUAGAAGAAUCACAGGCUAGCGCCAUUAUCUAUUACACACCCAAUCCGUCCUUCAUCUCCCACACAACGGAGCCAAUUACACUCAAGAACCUGGUCUUGACCAUCAAUUUGGACACCUCUGCCGAAGACAAAUCCACCAACCAACUGCGCGAGUCAGUGGCCCACGCCACUAGUGCUGCCAUGUACCCCAACACAGGUGCCACCUUCCGCCGGAAAACCUCGACCGUCACAUGGAGAAUCCCCGAGCUGGAAGUUAAGGCACCUGCUGCCCCGGGCGCAGAGGGCAAGUUCCUCGUCCGCUUCGUGACGUCUACUCCUGGCCCUCGCAAGGGCAUCGUCGAAGCGAAGUUCGAAGUCCGCUCCACCGAAACCGCUGCUCGAUUGGGCAUCAGCCGUGCGUCUUCGGACGCAGAGCAGAAAGAAGCCGAUCCUUUCGCAGACGAGGGCCGUGAAUCCCAACCGUCAACUUCGUGGCUAGGUGUUCCAACUGCACGCAAGCUGAUCGGCGGGAAGUAUGUUUCUUCCUAA